Hirsutella rhossiliensis is the source of this 987-nucleotide messenger RNA. Its product is annotated as memo-like protein. The record is from RefSeq and is a predicted model, not a curated record. Bases 1 to 987 code for a protein of 328 amino acids. The transcript is spliced from 2 exons. Lineage: Eukaryota; Fungi; Ascomycota; Sordariomycetes; Hypocreales; Ophiocordycipitaceae.
AUGGCCACCCGCCCCGCAGGCAAGGCAGGCUCCUGGUACCUGAAGGAUCCGCAGCGUCUCCAUGCCCGGCUCGACGAGUACCUGGCCGCGGUGCCGAAGCCGCAAGACUCGUCGUCGCUGCCGCUGCCCGUCCCCGGGGCCCGCCUGGUGAUUGCGCCCCAUGCCGGCUACGACUACUCUGGGAAAUGCGCCGCCUGGGCCUACAGCUGCCUCGACCUCCGCAACGUCAGGCGCGUCUUCGUCCUCGGGCCCUCGCACACCUACUACCUCGAGGGCUGCGCCGUCACCGCCUUUGCCAAGUACGCCACCCCCUUUGGCGACCUGACCGUGGACCGCGAAACCGUCCAGCAGGUCAAGCAAGCCGGCGCCAUGGCCGACAUGCCGCAGCGCAACGACGAAAGGGAACACUCGCUCGAGAUGCACCUGCCCUACCUCUACAAGUGCUGUGAAAGGACCUUUGCCUCGCCGCACGACUUCCCCGCCAUUGUGCCCAUGCUCGUCGGCGACAACGACCUCGACGAGGAGAAGAGCGUGGGCCGCGUCCUCGUGCCCUAUCUCAAGGACCCGCACAACGCCUUCAUCAUCAGCUCCGACUUUUGCCACUGGGGCUCGCCCUACCAGUACACGGCCUACUCCGCCGACGAGACCCUCUCUGCGCUCGUCAAUCUGGACAAGCACGACGACGCCCCGCGCGGCGCCCCCAUCCACGACUCGAUCCGCUGGCUCGACGAGGCCGCCAUGGACGCCGUGGCGAGCGGCAGGCACGACGCCUUUGUGGCCAACAUCCAGAAGACGCGCAACACGGUGUGCGGCAGGCACCCCAUCGGCGUCGCCAUGGCCGGCCUGGAGCUCCUGGCCAAGGAGGCUGGCAACGGCGGCGACGAGACCAAGUACAGGUUCAAGAUUGUCCAGUACGACCGCAGCAACUUGGUCAAGCAGCCGGACGACUACAGCGUUAGCUACGUCUCAGCAUAUGCCGUCCUGUAA